This is a messenger RNA of Effrenium voratum, 1218 nucleotides long. NCBI's taxonomy places the organism in Eukaryota, Dinophyceae, Suessiales, Symbiodiniaceae. The record is from the annotation of a GenBank genome assembly.
AUGGGAGCACCAACUUCGGAAAGGGCAGUAGCAAAGCUCAUGUGCGCAGCAGCCGACAAGGAUGGGGAUGGCAAGAUCAACGCCAGCGAAUUCAAGAAGCACCUCACUCCCGUGGGCAGCUGGUCGGCGGCGUCAGAAGAUGAGGUCUUCAAGCGUGCGGACACAGAUGGUGAUGGCCAACUGUCAGAAGCAGAGAUGGCAACAUCUUUCCGCAUCGGCACCGCUUGGCCAGGGCUCGCAGACAGCAAAUGGGACCAGGAGCAACUGAGGCAAUUCUUCUCCACGUUCGAUUCCGAUGGCGAUGGCAUUGUGAGUGAGGAAGAGUGCAAGGAGUGGUACCGCCGACUGGACACAAACGGAGAUGGCAAAGUGUCAUCUGCCGAACUUGCUGAGGCCUCGAGCUUGGCGCGGCAAAAGCUCUCAAGCAGCAUGAUGAAGUUGGGGGACGGAGACAACAAUGGUGCACUUGAUGAAGGCGAGUGGCACAAAGCUCUGAGCAACUUCUGCCAGCAUCUCAGUGAGAGUCAGCGCUCGGAACUGAUGAAGCUCGCUGAUACGGAUGGAGACGGGCUUGUAUCGGAGUCAGAGCUGAACAGCCUCAUUGCCAAGCUCGAUGUUGAUGGCGAUGGAAAGCUAUCAGAGUCAGAGCUGCCGGGCUCUAGUUCAAGCCUGGUCGCUGGCACAGCAAGCGCUCUGGAGCCCUGGAUGCGUCAGUUGACCAGGCUGGCACCAGCAAAUGCACGAAUGCCUUGCCAGGCUGCCAUACAGAUCUUGUGUGCCUAUCUGAGGGGAGGAUCCGUCGCAGGCGCAGUCGCAGGCGCAGCUUGGAAUAUUGCCACAAGCCCAGCAGCUGGAUUGGGUUUAUUCGAGCACGCCUACCGUUGGUUGAAAAGAGGCCGCCAAGCCGCAGCGGCCAACGCCCCAGCCCAAGAGCAGGCCAUCCAGUCUCCACCUGCAUGUCCCGUGCAGCAAGCCGCAAGCAACGUUGCAGCCCAAGAGCCACCUUUCGUGCAGCAAGCUUCAAGCAGCCAGGUUGCAACGAUCGAUUCCACAAGCCCCAUUUGCUCCAUGUGCAGAAAUGCUAAUGGUGCUUUGCUGCCACCGCAGUGUUGCGGACGGCCCGUAUGCCGUCGCUGCAUUGCCCGGAUCAUCAUAGCCGACAUCCCGGUUUGUCCCUUCUGCAAAGGCACCAUGGAGCUGCUGAAUCUUCGCGCGUGA